Messenger RNA from Pieris napi, 784 nucleotides. RefSeq lists its product as uncharacterized. Lineage: Eukaryota; Metazoa; Arthropoda; Insecta; Lepidoptera; Pieridae. Bases 436 to 750 code for a protein of 104 amino acids. The record is from RefSeq and is a predicted model, not a curated record. The transcript is spliced from 4 exons.
AUUAAGUUGAAAGAGCGAUACCCUAUUCACUGGACCAUUAAAAGUAGCAGAUAAGUGAGCCGUGGGUACGUAUGGAAGACUCUUUGUUCUAGUGACUCUAGGGUUACAAAAAAUUAACAGAAAGUAAUCUUUCUAGCUUGAAAAUAACUUCUAAUAAUUUAGUAAUAAUAAUUGAAUGACGAAAUUAUUCUAAGAGAAAAAUCAUUGCUUAUUACCUACUUAGAGGUGAUGGCAACAUACCGGUUCACUGACGAUUCUGAGGUAACAAUUAAUUCCAAUGUUUCCUAUUUUCUCGGUUAAAAAUAUAAUUUAUUCUAUAAGAAUUACAUCAUAAGAUUACAUAUAACUUUAAUAGUGAAAGUUAUAAUCCUAAGUCAGUUUUAUAGUAAAACUUACGGGUGAUGGUCUUUUAAACAUUCAGUUACUAAGUAAAUCAUGGAGAAAACCUCAUUUUUCUUUUUGCUUCUGGUAUCAUGUGGAAGCGCUUCCAUUAUUGUACCUCAGGAGAUAUCAACUUUAAUAGACUUUAUAUUAAAAUUUUUACCACCCUUCAAAAAAGCAACAGAAGAAUCGCGUAUUGGUUUCGGCUUUGCAUAUGGCAACCACGCGGAUUUUCAAACAGUUGUACAGUUUGGCCCUGAUAAGGAGAAAAAGGAUGAUUUUUCAACAACGAAGAGACGAGCGACCGAUGAGGUAAAAAAAAGAAAAUCACUUAAACUUGCAUCCAGGGAAACAUCUAUAAAGCGUUAAAUUGAGAAGUAUCAUGUAUCUGUUUUGUAUGUAA